AUGUCACCAUAGACUGUAUGGAUGUCACUAAAGAUCAUUACGGAAGUGAACCGGGCGACGAAACAGACAGAAACCCAAACAAGUUGGUGUACGUUUCACUGGUAUUUACAGAUUGUCUAUCAUCAUGCUGGGAGGAGGAUUUAAAGCAGAGAGGCUGAGAGUCAACCUCCGGCUGGUCAUUAACAGACUCAAACUCCUUGAGAAAAAGAAAACUGAGCUUGCUCAAAAAGCAAGAAAAGAGAUUGCAGAUUACCUGUCAUCAGGUAAGGAUGAGCGGGCACGAAUCCGUGUGGAGCACAUUAUCAGAGAAGACUAUAUGGUGGAAGCCAUGGAGAUCCUGGAGCUCUACUGUGACCUCUUGCUGACUCGCUUUGGUCUCAUUCAGUCCAUGAAGGAACUGGACCCAGGCUUACAGGAGGCAGUGUCCACUCUCAUCUGGGCAGCUCCUCGCCUCCAGGCAGAGGUGUCUGAACUAAGAACUGUAUCUGAGCAGCUAUGUGCAAAAUAUAGCAAGGAGUACGGCAAGCUGUGCAGGACAAACCAGAUCGGCACAGUCAAUGAUAGGCUGAUGCAUAAACUGGGCGUGGAGGCCCCUCCCAAGAUCUUGGUGGAGCGCUACCUGAUAGAGAUCGCCAAGAACUACAAUGUGCCAUAUGAACCUGACGCUAUGGUCCGGCCCGAGGUGUCUCUCGGAGAGGAUGCAAACCUGAUUGACGUGGACAAUGACAAGAAGUCUGGAAGAGGAGGAGGAGGAGGGGGUGGUGGAGGUUUCACUGCUCCCAAUGCAGCUAUGCCUAUGCCCAUGUCCAUGCCUAUGCCCAUGCAUAUGCCCAUGCCAACAGCUUUCAACUAUCCACCUCCCAAAGGAGCGGAACCGUAUAAUGCGCCAGUUGGAACCUACAAUGACUUUCAGCACCCCAUGGGAGGCGGGCUGCCCCCUCAGCUGCCCUCUUGUCCCCCCACAUACGAGUCUAUUGAUGACCUAACUGAAAAACCUUUUGUUCCUUCGCAGGCCGUAGGUCCUGGCCCUUCAUCUCAGCUAUUUGACAACAACGCUCUCCCAGAACUCCCCUCUGUUCCCGACACACUCCCCACGUCCUCCUUCGGCAGAAACACCACAAGUUCGGAUGACAUUGAUUUUGACGACUUAACAAGGCGGUUCGAGGAGCUGAAGAAGAAGACCUAAUUGAUAUCACUGGUCUAGACACACACACACACAAACACACACAGACACACACACACACACACACACACACACCUGAGCAAUGAU
This is a messenger RNA of Etheostoma cragini (Arkansas darter), 1270 nucleotides long. It is a transcript of the gene ist1, whose product is annotated as IST1 factor associated with ESCRT-III. Lineage: Eukaryota; Metazoa; Chordata; Actinopteri; Perciformes; Percidae. The transcript is spliced from 11 exons. Bases 125 to 1186 code for a protein of 353 amino acids. Gene Ontology annotation, biological process: protein transport. The record is from RefSeq and is a predicted model, not a curated record.